CAAAAGAAAAAAUUUAACAGAAUACAACUUUUAGUUUUUUGUUUAAUUUUAUCGUUUAUAAAAAAUUAUAAAAGAAAAUACAAUUCAAUAAAAAAGAGCAAUUUUAGAAUAAAGUUUAUUUCUAAUGUGGCUUUACUGAUUACGAACACUUUUGAAGCACAGAGUGCCGGUGUUAGUGAGGAUAUUGUUCGUCUUUACGGUAGCCUUGCAUGGGCUUUACUGGUUCGAGGCUGUGCACCGUUGACCAUCUUCUUCAGAUUCCAUUCAGCAGCUUGUUUUGCAGAUAUCUGGAAACAUACUUAUUCAUCGUAUCACAGUAAAAAAAAAAAUCAUAAAUGA
This is a messenger RNA of Enterobius vermicularis (human pinworm), 339 nucleotides long. The record is from the annotation of a GenBank genome assembly. Lineage: Eukaryota; Metazoa; Nematoda; Chromadorea; Rhabditida; Oxyuridae.